Molecule: messenger RNA, 306 nt
Organism: Morchella sextelata
Lineage: Eukaryota; Fungi; Ascomycota; Pezizomycetes; Pezizales; Morchellaceae
Exons: 1
Coding region: 1-306 (101 amino acids)
Source: RefSeq, a predicted model, not a curated record
AUGUCCGAUACCUCCAUAGUCAUUCACCCAAUUCACCCACCGCCUUCCCCGCCUAGUCUCAUCGUCCACCCACCGAAUCCCCCGAGUAUGACGACACCGGAACCAUCAGCAGCCUAUGAAUUGAGGCUACAGACACAUCCCACCAGACCCGUAGACUCACGCAAAGGGCAGGAGAAGCUGGAACUCGAUUUCGGAACUGCUCAGAGGAUCGCUCAUAGGUCUGUCUUAUCGUCCUUAUUUCGAGGGGCGAGGAAUAAUAAUAUUCUAUGUCUUUGUGAGGUUGAGGAAGAUGGCUUGAAUCUCUAG